AUGGGCAAGACAUCGACGGUACUGGCGAACGGUGUCCAACAAGGAAGAUCUUUCUUGGAGGCUGCUAAACAACCUGUGGGUGGGGAAAUUUCGGCGACUCCACCGCUGCAACUGCGGAGGCCAGAAUUGAUUGAAGGAGAACUGGGCUUCAUCUUCACUGAUGUUGAGGUAAAGCGGUUGGCUGAGGAUUUCAAAUUUGCCUUAAUCCUUAAAUUCCUAUCCUUUAGACCGAACUUUGAUUUGGUUCGAGAGGCCAUAGCUAGAACUUGGGGGCUGCGGGAGGUUCCUGUGGUUAGUCAUAUGGAUGCUUCACACGUUUUGGUUAAGAUGAAAAAUGAGGGAGAUUUUUUGGUUGCCUGGGCUAGAGAAGUGGGUUCGACUACCCUUUGGCAACGUGUUAAAUAUGAAAAACUUGGAUUCUAUUGUAAAAAGUGCAGGAGGCAAGGUCACACAGAGGCUGUUUGUAGAGUGGGUCAACAAUUCCAUGAGAAGCAGAAAAUGAAGAAAGUCGUUAAUAUUGGCCCGGAAAAACAAGAGUGGAGGAAAAAAAAAUGGAGAAGUAGUGGUGUAGGAUUAGAAAAAAGAUAUGUACAAGAGGCUGGAGAUAUGGCUAAGUUGGGUGCUAGUGUUUCUAGUGGCAUAAUUCACGAACAAGGACGUGAUGAUAUAGGAAAGGUUGGUGAAAGUAGUAGAGGAAUAACUCCAUUUGUAGAUAAUGAUAAGGAGAAAAUGGAUGUAACGGAGACUGAAUUGGGGAGAGAGAACAAUAUGGUUGAAAUCAGCACUGUAGUCUCGAAAACUAGUGGGAUUGAAGUUGCUAAGAUUGGAGGAGACACUCACGUAAAAUCUUUAGAUAGGGCCUAUUUGGUAGAUGGGAAGCAAGAUAGGGAAGAAGGAGAAAUAGAGGACAGAGAUAUACUCUUAAAUGAAGAUAUGGUAGUCACAAUCGAAGGUAACGAAAAAAUAAAUAUUAUGGCCACGCACAUAACGGUAAGGGCAGAUGAAGAUCAAGGUGUCCAAGACAUUGUUGAGGAAUUACAAGAGGACUCUAGGGACCAUGGUGGUGCAGAUGAGGCUAUGACAAUGUCAGAUAAAGAGGUGGAAGGAAUGGUGGAGGAACUUGGAAAUAUUUGUGAUUGCAUUUCAGAUUUUGAACAAAGGGCCAAAGGGCACCCAGGGAAAACAGUACAUAAGACUAAUAUGGUUCGUUAUGGCCCUACUCCGUUUAAAUUCCAACAAAUGUGGACUACACAUGAGAGCUUUAAGAAUUAUGUGCUAACGAUAUGGGAAGGGAACUCAGAACACAUCCAGAGGCUGGAAAAAGAGUUAGAAAAGUUGGAUGCUAGCCUACAAGUGUCUCACUCGGAGGAGAUCAAGUAUACAUACUUAGCUACUAAAGUUGAACUUGACACUUGGGAGAAGAGAGAAGGAAUGCGCCUAGCACAAAUAGCAAAGCAGAGAUGGAUUGAGAAAGCACCAGCUUCGAUUUUAAAACUUAUCAACAGAAUAUUUAGUGAUUUCUUCUGGGGCUACGCGGAUGGAAAGCCUAAGAGGAAAUGGAUAGCAUGGGACAAAGUUUGUAUGCCUGUUAAAGAAGGAAGAGCUGGGCUUCGUAGUCUACAGGAAGUGCGCUUAUCCUUACACAUGAAAUUUGCUUGGAAAAUUUUGACUGAAACAUCUCUUUGGUCAACAUUUUUUAGGGUAAAAUAUAUCAAGGACAAGCACGUAUCUCAGGUGGAUGCUACUAAGGGGUCAAGAUUCUGGAAGAUGGUUAUGAGCUGCAUGCCAGAUGUUCUCAAUCGAUCUAGAUGGCGAGUGAAGGAAGGUGGCGUAUCAUUUUGGUAG
Molecule: messenger RNA, 1845 nt
Organism: Fraxinus pennsylvanica
Lineage: Eukaryota; Viridiplantae; Streptophyta; Magnoliopsida; Lamiales; Oleaceae
Source: the annotation of a GenBank genome assembly